AUGAAUGCCAUACAGGAUGUUGAUGGCCUUUCCGAGUGCAUCGGACGGGCCAUCCAGGACCACCUUACCCGACUCAAUAUCAACAUCGUAUGGCCGCAACUCGACGGUCUUGACCACCCCAUCCUCCGCGUCGAGGCCUUCCUUGAAGAAGCCGACGCGAACCAUACAGCAAGAAUGCGGUCCGAGAGGAUUGCAUCGCGAACCGUCGAUCUGGCCGGCAUGAGGACACCCGCCCCCACGCAAAGUCCAGCAGCCGAACUCCACGACUACGAUGAGACGUCGUCAAUGGACGAGUCUUCUUUCCAGUAUGGCUCGCACUCGGCACGCCAGACCCGAGAAAAACACAGGGAAGGUACUGGUGGGCUGCGCGUGUCCCAGAACCAGUCUUCUUUCCAAGAAGAUCUGACCGAGCACCAACGGCAGAUGCAGGUUGAUAGCCGAAGUUUCCCCAAGCGUAAAAAGACAGCGUCCGAAAGCUUCAUCUUCCAGCCUUCCACUUUGGACAAAUUGAUUAUUGGCAUUUGGGAACAAGUGCACAGCACCUUCAACCUUGAUCCGAAAGCCAUCUUCGAACAGUUUCAGGUAACGCCCAAUGGAUCUUCAAUGGGCGUGGUCCGGCAGGCGCAGACAACAGAGCCACCUGCUCCCAUGGUAGUGCUCAAUACCACCACUACGAACACAAUAUAUGACUCAUUCAGUCAGAUGAAUGUCUUCUGCCGCAAGAUCACGCAGGCGAGCCGCGUGUGCCGGUCAAUUGAGCUGAUUGUGCAAGCCCACUGGGUCGAGUUGUUCGAGGAGCAGGUACAAUAUCGGAGCCAAUCGAGACCGGAACUGUCGACGACGAAGCAUAGGAAAGCAGUCUUUAUGGAAGCAUGUCAGGACUUUGACUGGUCAGAAAAGGAACUACGCAACAAGAUGGCCAUCUGGCGCGGCUACAAAGAAAUCAAGGAUGCCGCAGGGUGGGCUGCACUUGUCUUUGCUGGCAUGGGCAUCUACCGGUUCUGCAAAUACCGAGUGGGCUUCGAUAAAGAUGCAAUGCGCCGAAUGAAGACUCUAAGAAAACACCUCGAGGUUGCCGCCGAUACUCUGCACCCUCACUGGCGCCAGCUUCUGGCAAUUGUGGGCAAGUCCCAAACUCCCCAGUAUCCCGGACACCCGCACGACUGGGUCGUUUUUGAUGACGGAUCAGAUCCUGUGCCCUUACGCCAAACAUACCUUCAGCAAGACCCAUAUUUUGCUUUCGAACAUAUCGAGGAAUCAGUCAUUGACGAAUCAGUCUGGGGCUGCGAAGAUCCGCGUUGGAUGCCGCAAUCCAACGCCGUUACAGGACCAGGCGGAGCAUACAUCUGCGCUUUGUGCAACGAGACGCAAUCCGAUAAUCCGCAGGAAAAUUCUUGUUUCUGUUUCCCGUCCCUCUUUGGUUGCGUAAAGCGCAAACCACCACCUGUCCAAAUUCACCGGACAGCAGACGGCAGGAAUAAUGGUCUGGUCGCAUUGACCUCGUUCGAUCGUGGAACAGCAAUUGGCGAGCUCGUUGGCCUCAUAACCAACGGCGUCAGGCAUCUCGAUGUCCUGGACAGCUCGACGCCCUUGGCCAGUUAUCAGAUCUGGCAAGGAAGAGAAGGAAAUUUUACGCGCUUUAUCAAUCAUAGCUGCAAGCCUAACUCGCAGUGUUCUACGUUUACUUGGCUAGAUACGCAGAGGGUGGUCUUGGUCAGUAAGGGAGUAGAGGCUGGAAAGGAGAUUACGCUGGAUUAUGGGGACAAGUAUUGGGCUGGACUGGAUAAGAGCUGUCUUUGCGGGGAGAGUUGCUGUAGGUAUAAGAGAGAUGGAAAGAUCAGAGCAUGA
Molecule: messenger RNA, 1848 nt
Organism: Alternaria atra
Lineage: Eukaryota; Fungi; Ascomycota; Dothideomycetes; Pleosporales; Pleosporaceae
Exons: 4
Coding region: 1-1848 (615 amino acids)
Molecular function (GO): protein binding
Source: RefSeq, a predicted model, not a curated record